This is a messenger RNA of Cynara cardunculus var. scolymus (artichoke), 2255 nucleotides long. Its product is annotated as K(+) efflux antiporter 4. Gene Ontology annotation, molecular function: potassium:proton antiporter activity. Bases 82 to 1812 code for a protein of 576 amino acids. The record is from RefSeq and is a predicted model, not a curated record. Gene Ontology annotation, biological process: potassium ion transmembrane transport; proton transmembrane transport. Gene Ontology annotation, cellular component: membrane. The transcript is spliced from 20 exons. NCBI's taxonomy places the organism in Eukaryota, Viridiplantae, Streptophyta, Magnoliopsida, Asterales, Asteraceae.
CACCACCGCCGCCGCCGGUCACUCUUGCCUUUCACCAACGCCUCCUUCCUCACUUCAUCUUCAUCUCUCUACAACCUCAUAAUGUUGCGAAAAUCACUUCUCCCUCUCUUCCUUCUCGAUCUUCUCUGCUUUAUAUGCUUACUUGCUGCCGAAGAUUCCUUAAUUUUCAACGAAGACGUUGGAGUCCUUAAUGUCACUACUACUGGAUCAAAUAGAUCUAAGGAAGAUAGCUUUGCUGGCAUGCUUGAUCGUGCUCUUGAGAAGGAGUUUCCUGAGAAUGAUGAACAGUCCGAUGGUACUGAUCCUGGGAGCUUCAAUAACAGUGUGGCAGGGCAACAGGCAGUUCUGGAAACUGUUGCUAGAGUCAAGUCGAAGAGAAAUGAAAGCAAAGAGGAGAAGUCAUUUCAGCUUCAUGAUGUCUUCAAUUUGGAUAAUGAGAACCGUCCUGAAGAUACACCAAGACUGAUAGAUAGCAAGGACAAUGUCUUUAUCAUGUCCAAUCCCAAGUCUAAGUAUCCUGUGCUACAAUUAGACCUAAGGUUGAUAUCUGAUUUGGUUGUCGUCAUUGUCUCUGCAACUUGUGGUGGGAUUGCAUUUGCUUGUGCUGGGCAGCCGGUUAUUACAGGAUAUUUGCUAGCAGGAUCGGUGAUUGGACCGGGGGGACUUAGCUUUGUUAAUGAACUGGUUCAGGUUGAGACUGUUGCUCAGUUUGGUGUAAUUUUUCUUCUUUUUGCAUUGGGCCUGGAGUUCUCAUCAGCAAAGCUUCGUGUUGUCCGAGCAGUUGCUGUCUUAGGAGGUCUGCUACAGAUAUUUCUUUUUAUGUGCUUGUCUGGAGUAAUUGCUAUGUUAUGUGGUGGUGAAGCUUCUGAAGGUGUAUUUGUCGGUGCCUUCCUUUCCAUGUCAUCAACGGCAGUGGUUUUGAAGUUUUUAAUGGAAAAGAAUAGUAUUAGCACUCUGUAUGGGCAAGUCACUGUUGGUACCCUUAUUUUGCAGGAUUGUGCGGUGGGUUUAUUGUUUGCACUGCUUCCAAUCCUGGGUGGUACUUCUGGAGUUCUUGAAGGCAUGUUAUCAAUGACAAAGACGUUGGUGACCUUGAUUACGUUCUUGGCCGUUUUGUCGAUAUUAUCCCGCACUUGUAUUCCUUGGUUUCUUAAUCUUAUGAUAAGCCUAUCAUCUCAAUCCCAGACCAAUGAACUUUAUCAGUUGGCGUCUGUGGCUUUCUGCUUGAUAGUUGCAUCGUGUAGUGACAAGCUGGGUUUAAGCCUUGAAUUGGGUAGCUUUGCUGCUGGAGUGAUGAUAUCAACAACUGAUCUUGCUCAGCAUACUCUUGAACAAGUUGAACCCAUUCGGAAUUUCUUUGCUGCUCUUUUUCUUGCCAGCAUCGGGAUGCUUAUUCAUGUUCAAUUUCUUUGGAACCACAUCGAUAUUUUACUAGCUUCUGUUAUAAUGGUGGUUGUUAUAAAGACUUUAGUAGUUGCCACAGUAGUCAAAGGAUUUGGAUACACCAACAAGACCGCUCUUCUUGUUGGAAUGUCCCUUGCCCAAAUCGGGGAAUUUGCUUUUGUCCUUCUAAGUCGUGCCUCUAAUCUUCAUCUCAUUGAGGGCAAAUUGUAUCUACUGCUUCUUGGCACAACAGCUCUCAGCCUGGUGACGACACCGUUUCUUUUCAAACUAAUUCCUGCCGUUGUACAUCUUGGAGUAUUAUUGCGUUGGUUCUCACCCGAUACAGAGAUGCUGUUUAAAGGAGAACUGAUGCGUUCCGACACUGCCAAACGUAUUAGUUUGAUGGUAGAUGUCUCUCAUGAUUUAUAAUGUAUCGUUAAGUAUGAAUUACUACGGAAAAAAAAGACAUGACUCAAAAUCACAGGCAAUGGACGUCUGAUUCUUCUCGGCACAGGUGCAUAAAAGAGUCGACACGAGCUUAACUUCAAAUCCAAAGGAACAAAUGUCUAAAAUACCCCCGGCCCUUCCUACCGACUAAGAAAGGUAGCCCUAUACAUUACAUACUAACCCAACCUGCACCACUAUGUACAUAUACAUAUAUCUAUAUAUACAUACUCCCCUCCUCGGAUAAUUCUGAUUUUAGCUUCUUAAAACAUCGUUGAUUUUGUAUUUGUAGUUCGAACGAUUUUUUUUUUCUGUUACUGGAAAUCUGUAUGUCGUGAAUCCAUCAUCACUCCUAACGAAGAGUCUAAUCCCGUUACGUAGAUUUGAAUUUGUUUCAUUUGAGUUUGUGGUCAGUAAAUGUAAUAUAC